This is a messenger RNA of Aedes albopictus (Asian tiger mosquito), 1068 nucleotides long. RefSeq lists its product as uncharacterized. Gene Ontology annotation, biological process: DNA integration. Bases 1 to 1068 code for a protein of 355 amino acids. The transcript is spliced from 2 exons. NCBI's taxonomy places the organism in Eukaryota, Metazoa, Arthropoda, Insecta, Diptera, Culicidae. The record is from RefSeq and is a predicted model, not a curated record. Gene Ontology annotation, molecular function: nucleic acid binding.
AUGGGGGUGGACUACUUCGGUCCCAUGCUCGUCACUGUUGGACGUCGUACCGAAAAGCGCUGGGGAGUCCUGGCAACUUGCCUUACAAUACGCGCAAUCCAUCUGGAACUAGCCCACACACUGACAACCGAUUCUUGCAUCUUGGCGCUACGUAACAUCAUGGCCAGACGAGGAACUCCCGCUAUUAUCUUCAGCGAUCGCGGCACCAAUUUUCAAGGUGCAAGCAAAGAACUGAAAGAUAUCAUGCAGAACAUCGACCAGGAACGGCUCAUGGAAGAGUUCACCACGCCCAACACCGAGUGGAGCUUCAUACCACCAGCCUCUCCGCACAUGGGCGGGGCGUGGGAACGCCUCAUACGGAGCGUGAAGUCCAACCUACGCAAACUGCAGUGGAGAAGACUGCCUACAGACGAGGUGCUGAACAGCACCCUAAUUGAAAUCGAGAGCGUAGUCAAUUCAAGACCACUGACCGAGAUCCCAAUAGAAGACGAUGAAUCGCCAGUGCUGACACCCAACCACUUUCUUUUGGGAACGUCAAACGGACUGAAACCAUGGGUGCCAUACAGUGAUAGCCCGUCACUGCUUCGCAACAGCUUCAAACAGUCGCAGAUUAUGGCCAACGAGUUCUGGAGGAUGUGGUUGAGAGACUACUUGCCCGUGAUCACACGCCGCGCUAAGUGGUUCACCAAGGAAGAACCAAUUCAAGUCAACGAUGUCGUAGUCAUUGUAGACCCGAAGGCUCCUCGUAACAGUUGGCCACUAGGACGGGUCAUCGCGACCAGACCAAGUUCGGACGGCCAAUCAUACGCAGCAAUCCUCAAGAAAGCCCAAGAGGAUCCGGAGUUGAAGGAACUGGGUGAGAACGUGGUGAGAACCAAGCGCACUCUGCAAGGAGAUAUGCUCUUUGAGCUGAAGAAGGACCCGGCGAUUAAAAGUUCUGCCUACCAAGAGCAAUUUGCCAAGUCAUUGGGCGACCUCAUCAGGGAUGGCGGGAACGUGGAAGCUUUAUGCAACGAUCGAAUGCCGAUACCUGGAGGAGAUCACAACAGUGGAGGAGCUUGGUCAUGA